CCCAGUUGAGAAUACAAAUGCACUCUGUGGUAGUUUUUCUUUUUUUGACGGACUGAGGAGUGAAGGUUGAACAACAUCAGAGCCAUAGAAGCGAUAGGCACAGCAAUGAAUAACUCUUCGUAUGACGCAGACUAUGAAGAUGGUAUAUGUGAAAAGGGUGAGGUGGUCCAAUUUGGAGCUGUGGUCAUUCCUGUUUUCUUCUCCAUCGUGACCACGCUGAGCCUCGUGGGCAACAUCCUGGUCCUCGUGAUCCUGGCGUUGUACGAAAACAUCAGGAGCCUCAGCAACGUUUUCAUUCUCAAUCUGGCCCUGUCUGACCUGGUCUUCACCUGCGGCCUUCCUUUCUGGGCCUUGUACCACAUCUGGGGCUGGCUGAUCCACGAGAUCCUAUGCAAAGUGAUCACGUUUGUCUUCUUCAUCGGCUUCUACAGCAGCGUCCUCUUUCUGACCGCCAUGACCGUCUACAGGUAUCUGAUGGUGGUCCGCCCAAGGUCCGACCUGACACAUCAGAACACAAGCGCUGGAGUCUUCGUAUCCAUACUCCUGUGGAUCAUCAGCGUCGCAGCGUCCGUACCCUCGCUUCUCUUCAGCGCCGUGAUCCCAAUCCCCCACAAGGACCAUCACUUCCUGGGCUGUGAAUACGAGGACGACCUGUGGGAGACGGUCGGCGUUUGCCAACAGAACAUCUUCUUCUUAGUGGCGUUUGUGGUCAUGGCGUUCUGCUAUUGUAAGAUACUCAGGAGAAUCGCAAGAAGCAGAUCCCGCACAAAGAGCCGAGCGGUUAACUUAGUCUUCUGCACCGUGGCCACGUUCUUUCUGGGCUGGGUGCCGUACAACGUGGUGAUCCUUCUCAGGCUUUUCAGUUACAAUCUAAUUCCGCCUUUUGAAGAAUGCGACGUUAGCAUACAGCUUGAUUACGCCUUCUACGUGUGCCGGCUCCUUGCCUUCUCCCACUGCUGCCUCAACCCGGUCUUUUAUGCACUGUUGGGCGUCAAAUUCAGGGGUCAUCUGAAAACCAUGUUCAGACGAACGAGUCCGAGCGAGACGAGACAGCAGAGAGGGAAACAAACCAUCUCACAGGGGUCAAUGUAUUAGAUCGGGGGUGUCCAAACGUUUUCCACCGAGGACCGGACAUUUUCAUCAGCUUUGUGUUGUUAGUAGGGGUGCAUGAUAAACAGACAGAUAAAUAAUUAUAGUGCCAAUAUUAGGAAUCAUGACAUCACACUGGUUACAUAAAAAAAGAAUAGCUACGUGCCGCACUUCGGACAUACCAUGUAAAUGCUGUUCAUGUUAACCUAUUUGUUGGAAAAUUGUCAAAAAAUCCCCACAAAAUAAAACCUGUCUCUCGCCAGAUCCUCGUAGUACACUGAGCUCCACACAAGGAUCUGGGACUUCUCAAUAGGAGAUGCGGGGCCUUGUAAAAAAAAAAAUCAUUGUAUGUGAUUGGAUAAACCACUUGUCCGUUAUCUUGACUGACGUGCUACUUCAACCACUCACAUCGAAAUCAACCCGUGACUCUGAUGAGAGACGAUGGGAAAUCAAAAACAGAACAGCAGACAUAUUGGAUAACGACAAGAGUGAAAAGUUAGAAAACUUUUACUGAAAUAACACAGCAAUGUCCGUAGAAGAUCAAUGUAGUUUGCGCAAAGAAAAUAUGUGAAUAAAAGGCUUCAUUGGGAACAGCAAAAAAAUAUUUCACAAAGUCGCCAAUGAAAAAAGCAGACUCGUCCCAUUUCCUUCACCACCAGUGGAACGAUUUGGUAAAUCAACCUCUUGCCAACCCUGUUCGGAAGAAGAGCCAAAAAUUCCUUGCCAACAAUAAAUGCCUUCAAAACCGUACACUGUUCAUCUUUUAAAUAACCAUUCGAUAGAUUCGACAAAACCUGCGAUGAGGUGGCGACUUGUCCAGGGUGUACCCCACCUAUCGCCCAAAUGCAGCUGAUAUAGGCUCCCGUGACCCCAAAAGGGAAAAGCGGUAGAAAAUGGAUCGGAUGGAGAUCCGACAUAACAGUUGCAAUAGCAGAAUCAAUGUCAGCACACGACUCCUCGCUGCGGGCAGUCAUUGUUCUUUGAAUCAAACAGUCGCUUCGGCGCUACGUCACAGCUAUGAAAUCCCGCCUGGCGAUUCUGAUUGGUUCAUUAUUUUUUUGCUAUCUUGAAGGAGUUUGCAUUGCCCUCGAUCCCAGACCCUUGUGUGGAGCUCAGCGAACUACAAGGAUCUGCCGAGAGUCAAGUUACACGAAAUAUGCAGUUAAACAGGAAGUGAGUUGUAUGUUGUAACCUGAAUGCUUCUACUUUUACUUCUUAUGUAUGAGGACUUUUAACUCUUGCAAAAAGUUCUUUACUGAUACAGUAUCUCACAAGUGAGUACACACACAUUUCAGCAAGGAUUUGUCUUAUUGUAAAGAGACAGACAUGCUUAAGAGAAGUAUAGCAGUACAGAUUAAUUAUCCACUAAAAAAGGAGUCAACACACAGCCGUUAUUUUCUGAAUAGCUCGCAAAACAGGUGCGUAGCAGGUCUAAUUGAGCACCUGUGGCGAAUUCCUCAGACAAAAGGAAUAUUUGGACAUGUUCACUAGUUUUGACAGCUAUUAAGACAAUAUGGACUGUCUAAUGUUAUACAAGCUGUACCUUGGCUAGUUUAAAAUAUAUUCAAGUUUGCUAAGCCGCAAUGCAUUUAAUGCUCCAACGUUUUUACUUUUGUUUUUGCUUCCUCUGUAAAUCAGUUACCCAAGAACAGUAUGUGAUUUUAACUGACUUACUGAUCCAUUAUAUUAAAAUAUUUUUUUUUUCCUCAUUAUUGAAAUAGUUCCACUGCCAGUAAGAGGAAUGAGAACCAUUGAUAUUGUUUCCAAUAGCUUCAUCUUCCUGAAAAAACUACCAACAGUCACAUGACGAACUGGUGAAACCAGCCAGCACUAGUGGGUGUUAUGUUUAUGGUGGCUGUACUUUGCAGUGACGUCUAAGAGCAAACACGCCAGGUUGAGUCGCCAAAGUUUCCAUGUCCUUAUCAAAGGUUAAAAUAUGCCACGUUCAUAAAAGAUGCGGAACACGCUCGGAAAGCAUUCAUUUGGCACUUUUUUCCCCCUUAGAUAAAAAUCAAGUUCCAUGCUUUUUUUCUUUAAGGUGGGAAUAUAUCAAAGAAGCUCCAGCAAAAUGUUAUGUUUACAUUCUGUAUAAAUUGGCUGUUAAUUAUUUACAAUAAAAUAUACAAACUUCUCUCUCUCUGAAUGUGUUUGCACAACAUUAAUCGUCAUUCGAUCAAAGUAGUCGUCAGUCAAUCAAAGCAGUGUAAGAUCGACGACGAUGAAUCACAAGUACCAAAAUAAUCUUUUAUUCAAUAUAUCAAUUGUUACCUGUGGGGAAAUUAAAUAUCAAAAAACAGGAGCAUGGGUGUCAUCACGAGAGAAAGUCAAAUUAAUAAUUCAGUAAUAAUUUUUUAAUCUUGUGAGUCUCAAUGGCAGAUUGCAGUUAAAUUGCAAAAUUCUGUGUUUUCCCCAGGAUGAUGGGAGCUACAUGGAAUUUGUGUAUCUUAUUUGUAUAAUUGGCCAUGACACAUGUGCAUGUAUGUAUACUAUGAAUGCUGUGGGAGAGACGGCAAAACAAAUAUGUUUAGAAAUACUGUACAAAUUAACUUUCUUCUGUCGCUUCUUUGUCUUUUUCUCAUGUCACGAGCAAGACGGAGCUGUCUGUGAGUGAUGGGGGAUAAGGCAACCGCUGCUCGUUAAGACGAGCGAUACGUUCAUGUUAAGUCUUUGAAAGCGUCUCCCCCAU
Nerophis ophidion (straightnose pipefish) is the source of this 3775-nucleotide messenger RNA. Its product is annotated as chemokine XC receptor 1-like. Gene Ontology annotation, molecular function: chemokine receptor activity. Gene Ontology annotation, cellular component: membrane. Gene Ontology annotation, biological process: immune response; G protein-coupled receptor signaling pathway; chemotaxis. Bases 106 to 1095 code for a protein of 329 amino acids. The record is from RefSeq and is a predicted model, not a curated record. NCBI's taxonomy places the organism in Eukaryota, Metazoa, Chordata, Actinopteri, Syngnathiformes, Syngnathidae. The transcript is spliced from 2 exons.